This is a messenger RNA of Strongylocentrotus purpuratus (purple sea urchin), 3957 nucleotides long. RefSeq lists its product as uncharacterized. NCBI's taxonomy places the organism in Eukaryota, Metazoa, Echinodermata, Echinoidea, Camarodonta, Strongylocentrotidae. Bases 354 to 1130 code for a protein of 258 amino acids. The record is from RefSeq and is a predicted model, not a curated record. The transcript has 2 exons.
CAAGAAUAACGUGAUCAUAAUAAAUGAUCAGAGUCAUUCUGGGAGAGUCAAGGAUAGACAAAACAAUUGCUGGCAUAGGCCAGAAAUAGCGCGCGCCUUUUACAGCUGUUUAAGCGGUGCCUUUGUGAGACAGCGACAUGUGAAAUUUACCUCUGUAAAGAAACCGAAAAUGCGCACAGCCAGUGAAUCUACAACGGUGGAGUUAUGCGCGCAGUAAGCGUGGGAACGCCGUGUGCAAGAUUUUCUCACUUUCGACUUUAUCUCCGCUCGGAGAAGUCCUUUUUCGAGAAGGCUCUACAAUUGAGUAUACAGAUAAGUCUAAAUAACGAGAGGAAAUCCCAGUAUAUCGAAAGAUGGGAAAGCGGAAAUCAAGCCAGAGCCGGGUGGCCCGCCAACCAAAGAUUGCUAGGCCUAGACAGUCUACAAGAUUAAGGCAGUCUAGCAACGACACCACUCAAGACGUACUCGGCACCUCAACUCCCCGGCGGGCGGGGCGGCCAAAACGGGCGAGGCACUCGAGCGGUAACCCCAACAGUGGACGCUCAGCCACUACCAGCAUAAACCCGGCUCCGGAGACUGACGGACCACAAUACAGUGGAAACGAGACAACUGGAGCGAACCAGUCAUCAAGCCAGCCGCCUUCACAUGCACAGCCAAUGCAAGAGACAACCGGCGACAGGAUCUGGAUCGUAGGCGACAGCUUGGUCAGACGUGCCAAGCAGAGGGCGAACAUGCUCAACCACCAAGAUUUGGGAAGAGCAAGAGGGACGGUCCAAUGGCACGGUCAGGGAGAAGCGACGUUACAAGACCUUCCGCGCCUGGUGGAGAAUAGGUUGAGAUACAACCAACGAGCACCUGCGCUAGUAAUCGUGCAUUUAGGAACAAAUAACUUGGGCCUGAAUGAUGCCUGCCAAUGCAGAAUCGCGAUCGAUAUGGCUCUUCAAAUUUUACGGACAGCCAUGCCUCGUACGCACAUCGCCUGGUCGACCAUCAUCCCACGUCUAUUCUAUCAUAGCAGUCGUGGUUAUCGAACAUUACAAGACGCCAUGGAUGGGGUCAGGAAAUCGCUCAACAAGUACGCGAGGAGAUUAAUAGCCCGGCUGCCGAAUGCGUCAGUUAUUGCUCAUUAGUUGGAUCCAUCCAAUUACAGUUUAUUUUUAAGAGAUGGGGUACACCUGUCCGACAGAGGAUCCGACGCUUUCAUCGAUAAUUUCCAAGAAGGAAUAGACUCGGGCUUGGGUAUAUAUGAAUAGAAUAUUUAUAUUCACGGAAACGGGACAAUAACACUAAUUCGGCUAUUAAUGAGCCUUGUGGAAUUUCGGACAGACUGGGUUCGAUGUGAUAAUGGAAUUAUUAUAACACAAGAAGUUGAGGAAUAGCGUGUUGUAACGUGAGUUACAUAUUCAGAUAUAUACGCCUUCAUUUUUGGGAUUCACAUUAAAUUUGAAAUUUAUUUAAUUGCUGAUAAAUUAGAACCAUAUUUAAAUUAAUGAUUGAUUUUGAUGUACUAGUAUACAUCAUACAUAAUUGUUAAGCUAGCAGAGGGUGGAGUCAGAGUCACUCGGUCGCACAGUAGCUUCAGAACUACAAAGUGGGCCAUAGGGGAAUUUUCCCCGACAAAGGAAAUAUAAUUAUUUUGCUCGUUAAAUUAAGCCACAAUGGCAAUAUUGUCGGGUUUUCGCCUCUAUCACUGUCUGGCUAGCAGCAAGAAUAAUAAUAUAAGAUUACAAUAUGUAACGGAUUGAAUCCAUGAGAAAUACAUGAAGUAUGAUACAUGUCAUAUUAAUAUUUAGUGAAACAGCAUGGGUCCAUAGAUGGUAUUAGGAAGCAACCAUGGCAAACCACGCCCAACCCCCCCCCCCUCCCCCCCCCCCCCCCCCCCACAAAAAAAAAAAAAAAAAAAAUGUGGGUGGAGGAUUUCUUUUACUCGUGAUUAUUCCAUGGUUGGUUCCGAUUAUCACCACUUCUUAUAUAUGCGCUGGUAUAGUAGCACCGGGAUAACAUUGGGGAUACUGCAGGAGAUACUAUCCUGUCGGUGGGUCACGUAAACCCCAGGUAUCUGGGGUGAUCGGAGGGAGUUACUACCCUUCCGCUGAUCGCGUGACUCGAGACCCCACAAAUAUAGUGUUUCCAUAACUAUGUUAGUUAUGCAUUGAUGAUUUUGUGAGUAUUGAAAAGUUGUGGGGAUCAUCCGUAGGAGAUACUAUCCUACCGGCAGGUCACGUAAACCCCAGGGACCUGGGGUGAUCGGAGGGAAUUACUAUCCUUCCGCUGAUCGCGUGACUCGAGAUCCCACAAAUAUAGUGUUUCCAUAACUAUGUUAGUUAUGCAUUGAUGAUUUUGUGAGUAUUGAAAAGUUGUGGGGAUCAUCCGUAGGAGAUACUAUCCUACCGGCAGGUCACGUAAACCCCAGGGACCUGGGGUGAUCGGAAGGAGUUACUAUCCCUCCGCUGAUCACGUGACCGGAGAUCCCUACAAUUUUGAGUUUCACUCAUGGUACAUGUACCCUUAAGAUUGUUGAAUCAUAUCACGUUUAUACAUUAUUGUCGAAUUGUUUAUGGUGGACCCUCUUUAUUGUGGUUAUAAGAUUUUGUUAUUGCUUUUAUGCAUGUUACUUGUUUUACUUUGACUUUCCUACUUUACAUGUUUUGAGGAAAAGGACUCCUAGUUUCGGAGCGGAAUAAAUGUCGAGCAAACUGCAAAUCAGUCUAAAGUUGUCUUCUUCCUAGAAUAACGUGAUCAUAAUAAAUGAUCAGAGUCAUUCUGGGAGAGUCAAGGAUAGACAAAACAAUUGCUGGCAUAGGCCAGAAAUAGCGCGCGCCUUUUACAGCUGUUUAAGCGGUGCCUUUGUGAGACAGCGACAUGUGAAAUUUACCUCUGUAAAGAAACCGAAAAUGCGCACAGCCAGUGAAUCUACAACGGUGGAGUUAUGCGCGCAGUAAGCGUGGGAACGCCGUGUGCAAGAUUUUCUCACUUUCGACUUUAUCUCCGCUCGGAGAAGUCCUUUUUCCCCGGCCCACCCACCCCUCUUUAGUUUAAGUAGAGUUGAAGAAGUAAACUACUUAAAAUUGAUUGAGGAUUAACAAAUUGGAAGUACAAUGUUGUUUUGAGUGAUAUAACGAAUUGUAUGUACUUAAUAUCAUGGUAACACGGGGGUUGACUGGGGGAGGAUUUCUUUUACUCGUGAUUAUUCCAUGGUUGGUUCCGAUUAUCACCACUUCUUAUAUAUGCGCUGGUAUAGUAGCACCGGGAUAACAUUGGGGAUACUGCAGGAGAUACUAUCCUGUCGGUGGGUCACGUAAACCCCAGGUAUCUGGGGUGAUCGGAGGGAGUUACUACCCUUCCGCUGAUCGCGUGACUCGAGACCCCACAAAUAUAGUGUUUCCAUAACUAUGUUAGUUAUGCAUUGAUGAUUUUGUGAGUAUUGAAAAGUUGUGGGGAUCAUCCGUAGGAGAUACUAUCCUACCGGCAGGUCACGUAAACCCCAGGGACCUGGGGUGAUCGGAGGGAAUUACUAUCCUUCCGCUGAUCGCGUGACUCGAGAUCCCACAAAUAUAGUGUUUCCAUAACUAUGUUAGUUAUGCAUUGAUGAUUUUGUGAGUAUUGAAAAGUUGUGGGGAUCAUCCGUAGGAGAUACUAUCCUACCGGCAGGUCACGUAAACCCCAGGGACCUGGGGUGAUCGGAAGGAGUUACUAUCCCUCCGCUGAUCACGUGACCGGAGAUCCCUACAAUUUUGAGUUUCACUCAUGGUACAUGUACCCUUAAGAUUGUUGAAUCAUAUCACGUUUAUACAUUAUUGUCGAAUUGUUUAUGGUGGACCCUCUUUAUUGUGGUUAUAAGAUUUUGUUAUUGCUUUUAUGCAUGUUACUUGUUUUACUUUGACUUUCCUACUUUACAUGUUUUGAGGAAAAGGACUCCUAGUUUCGGAGCGGAAUAAAUGUCGAGCAAACUGCAAA